Messenger RNA from Marmota monax (woodchuck), 777 nucleotides. RefSeq names its product leucine zipper protein 4 (gene Luzp4). NCBI's taxonomy places the organism in Eukaryota, Metazoa, Chordata, Mammalia, Rodentia, Sciuridae. The record is from RefSeq and is a predicted model, not a curated record.
AUGCCAUAUGACAUUAUAAUCCUUAAAAGGAUAGAAACUACCUGUGUGGAAGACAUCAAGAAUAAAAAACAGAACAAUAAAAAACCUACAGCUUCAAAACGGCGAUCAAAUGCUCGUAGACAAGCAGGCAGAAAGCUUGACGAAAAAGUUGAUGAUCAAAAAUCACACGAAGAACCUUCUGGAGCAAAGUCUGGACAAAGCCCUUUAAGUAAGCAGCCUUCAAUUGAGCAGGAGAAGUGCAAUGACAAUAAUAAGACCCAAUCAGAGAGGAAUCAAGGCCAAUCAGAAGAAAAACAGCAUCAAUCAGAAGGAAAUCGAGGCCACUUAGAGAGAUCUCAUAGCCGAUCAGUAAAAUCUCCUGACAAAUCCAAGAGAUCUCAUGGUCAAUCAGAGAGAUCUCAUGGCCAAUCCGAAAGAUCUUGUGACCAAUCAGAGAUAUCUCAUGGUUGCUCAGAGGGAUCUCGUGGUCUCUCGGAGGGAUCUCAUGGUCGCUCGGAGAGAUCCCGUGGUCGUUUGGAGAGAUCUCGUGGUCAUUUGAGAGAUCUAAUGGUCAUUCAGAGAGAUAUCAUGAUCAUUCAGAGAGAUCUCAUGGUCGCUCAGAGAGAUCUCAUGGUCAUUUGGAGAGAUCUAAUGGUCAUUCAGAGAGAUAUCAUGAUCAUUCAGAGAGAUAUCAGUCAAUCAGGGAGAUCUUAUGGCCAAUCAGAGAGAUAUCGAAGAUACUCACCAGGAGGAAGAUUCAAAUCAUCACCGGAAACUGAGUCUGAAUUUGACAGGUAA